CUAGAGGGCUGUGUCGCCUGCUAGUUUGUACGUUAAGCAUCGACAGUACAGCUGCUUGUGGCAUGACUACGGAGUCACACUGUCUUCGAUCCGGUGACUUCACUUCAGAAUGGCCACCAACAGCCUCUACAAGAAGAAGCUGACGCCCCAGGAGGUGGCCAGCGUCACCAAGAUGCUGAAAAUGGGCACCGUCCUGACGCGCUUCUACGGCAAACGACGACCGGAAAGGAGGUCGUUCGAAAUCUGCAUGGAGACGCGGCAGAUUUUGUGGAGGCGACAGACUGGGCGGACAGACGGAGCAGUUAAAAUUCGUGAGAUAAAAGAGAUUCGUCCCGGUAAGAACUCACGAGACUUCGAGAGGUGGCCAGAUGAAGCCAAGAAGUAUGAUACCUCGCUCUGUCUUGUCAUAUGCUACGGUGCUGAGUUCAGACUCAAGAGCUUGUCCGUCGUUGCCGGCAAUGCAGAUGAACGACACAAGUGGAUCGUCGGCCUCAACUGGCUAGUAGAAGACCACAAAAUCUCAAGUUACCCAAGCAGACUAGAAUGGUGGUUACGACGGGAGUUCUACGCCAUGGGGAAAACAAAGAAUGAUACGGUGUCACUUAGGGACAUGAAGUCAUUCAUGCCAUACGUCAACCUGAAAAUGAACACAAAGGACCUUAAAGAAUAUUUCAAUGAAGUGGAUCGGUGGAACAAGCAAGAAAUUGGUUUUGACGGCUUUGUUCAGCUCUACCACAACCUCAUCUUCCAGAGGGAGGUCGCUGACAGAUUCAAAGAGUACAUCGAUGAACGAAAUCUGGUGACUGUGAAUGGCAUGAUUCGCUUCCUAGCCCAAGAACAAAAGGACACCACGGCAAACAAUCCUAUCGCAGUGAAGGCCAUGAUGGAAUCGUUUCUGACGGACCUCGGCCGACCGUGCCAGGAGUCGGACCCCAAAUUCACAGUCCCAGAGUUUCUGCUGUACUUGUUCUCACCGGAUAAUGAGAUCUGGGACAAGAAAUUUGAUGAGAUUGUGGACGACUUGGACCAACCGCUCUGUAACUACUUGAUAGCUUCCUCUCACAAUACAUACCUUACCGGGGAUCAGAUCGCUAGUGAGUCAUCGUGUGAGGCGUACGUCCGUUGUUUACGCAUGGGCUGCCGAUGUCUGGAACUUGACUGUUGGGACGGGCCAGAAGGAAUGCCCAUUAUCUACCAUGGCCUGACACUGACUUCAAAAAUCAAAUUCAUGGACGUUUUGAAGACGAUAAAGGAACACGCUUGGGUGCAGUCAGAUUUGCCCAUCAUUUUAUCAAUCGAGAACCACUGCACACUGAUACAGCAACGCAACAUGGCUUCAUCAUUCCAGGAAGUCUUUGGAGACUCCCUUUUGACGCAGCCAGUGGAUCGCGAUGCCACCAUACUGCCGACGGUCAACCAGCUAAGAAAGAAGAUCAUACUCAAGCACAAGAAGCUGAUGGGCACCAAUGAAACCUUCAGCGUACCCACUGAAGAAAUGUCUGGUCUUGAUUUGAGGAACUCUCUGAAGAACGGAAUCCUCAAGAUCGAAGACCCAAUGGACAAUGAAUGGGUCCCACAUUACUUUGUCCUGACCACAGAGAAGCUCUUCUACUGCGAGCAAACCCAAAACCUUGUCAACCAAGAUGACGAUGACGACACAACUAGCCAAUUGGACAUGCAAGCCACACCCAACGACGAGCUGCACUUCUCCGAGCCCUGGUUCCACGGCAAGCUGAACAGCAACAGCGACGUCACGCCCAGGAUGCUUGCCGAGCAGCUGCUCAACCAAUACCAGAAGGGCGACGGCACUUUCCUGGUCCGAGAGAGUGAAACUUUCAAGGGGGACUACUCCUUGUCAUUCUGGGCUGGGGGACACGUUAGUCACUGCCGAAUCAAAAGCAAGCUCGUAAACGGUCAGCCCAGGUACCACCUCACGGAGAGCCUGACGUUCUCAAACCUGUACGAUCUCGUAAACUUCUAUCGCGAAAAGCCGCUCCGGGGACGGAACGGUCUGGAGCUAAUCCUGACCUACACGGUGCCCCAGGCUUUGGGACAUAAAAACCAACCUUGGUUUCAUAAGAAGUUGAGCCGGCCUCAGGCAGAAGAAAUGCUGAAACGAGUCCACCAAGACGGCUCGUUCCUGGUCAGGAAGAGAGAGCAGGGAGACGACUCCUACGCCAUAUCAUUCAGGGCGGAGGGUAAGAUCAAGCACUGCCGCAUCAACCAGGAGGGCCGGCUCUUUGCCAUCGGCAACGCCCACUUUGAGAGCAUCGUGGAGUUGGUCUCCUACUACGAGAAGUUCCCGCUCUAUCGCAAGAUGAAGCUCAAGUACCCUGUCAACCAAGAGAUCGUGGACCGACUCGGAGGGGCAGCAGAUGAGAAUUCCUUGUAUGGUAACCCGGAACUCUACAUGGACCCAAACCAGUUUGUACCAAAGGUGACAGUGAAAGCCCUGUAUGACUACAAGGCCCAACGAGAUGAUGAGUUGACAUUCUGCAAGCACGCCAUCAUCACCAAUGUAGAUAAGCAAGACCUUGGCUGGUGGAAAGGAGACUAUGGCGGCAAGAAGAACAUGUGGUUCCCCUCCAACUACGUGGAAGAGACCCAACCAAACGACAACAGUCCCGAGUCAACGCUACUAGGCAACCUGCAGAAGGGGGCUAUUGACAUCCGAAGAUGCGCUGUUGAGACGCUACCCGCAAGUCGAUCCACGCACCCCAACGUCUUCAGAAUCUCCCCUCUGAACAACCGAGGGGCCAUCGACUUGGCGGCAUCUUCGACCGAAGACCUAAGCGACUGGAUUCAGACGAUAGAGGAUGCCUCACUCAAGGCAGAGGCCAGGCGAUUGGAAGAGACCAAGCAUGAACGCAAGAUGCGCAUCGCCAAGGAAUUCUCUGAUCUCAUCGUGUACUGCAGAUCAGUACCUUUCCGUGAAGAUAACAUUCCCGGCAAAUACUACGACAUGUCCUCAUUCCCAGAGACCAAGGUGGAGAGGUACCUUACAGCGAUCAAAUCCAAGCUACUACUGUGCUACAACCAGCACCAGGUCAGUAGGACGUAUCCCAAGGGCCAACGCUUUGAUUCCUCCAACUACGACCCGGUCCCAAUCUGGAACAUCGGCACACAGAUGGUGUCUCUCAACUACCAGACACCAGACCGCUAUAUGCAAAUCAACGAAGGCUUCUUCGCCUUGAACGGCCGCUGCGGUUACGUCUUGACACCCCCCUGCAUGAGAGACCCCAACUUUGACCCCUACGAUCCCCGCACCAUGCAAGGAGUGGAACCCAUUCAUCUCAAUAUUACGAUUUUGGCAGCUCGUCACCUUGAGAAGACCGGACGGAGUAUCGCUAGUCCCUUUGUCGAAGUGGAGAUCAUCGGUGUGGAACGCGACAGCACCCAGAAAUACAAGACACAGACAAUAGCUGACAACGGCUUCAACCCGAUAUUUAACGAGCGCUGCGAGUUUGACGUCGUCAACAAGGACCUGGCCUUCAUCCGCUUCGUCUUGCAAGACGAAGACGUAUUCGGUGACCCCAACUUCCUGGGUCACAGGACGCUGCCCCUUCGGGCAAUCAGAACAGGGUAUCGCACAGUGCCGUUAAUGAAUGGCCACUCGGAGUUCUUAGAGCUGGCCUCACUGCUCAUCCAUGUAGAAUACAGGGUUAUCGGGGAAUGCGGAGACAACGACCUGUACGCCUCCAUCCAGUGCCUGCGCGACCAGACCGAGAAACUGACCAAACAGAUCGGGGACAUGGAGCUAACCAAUUCGGCGUCCAGACGGCCGGACGAAGCCUACCACGCCAAGUCGAUAGAGCUGGAACGGUGCCAGGACGCGCUCUUCAGACUCCAGGAGCAGAGAAGCGCCAAACUGAAGAAGACUAACAGCAACAGUGCAUGAGCAUCUCUCUUCUGGUAUGACAGAGCAGAUCAUACCAGUUCAACCCGGUUCAAUCCAGUCUCAACCAGCAGCAGCAACAACCAGUGUGUUAGUACAUACGUGCUUGACAAACAGCUCAGAGAAUGGGAGUUUUCAGUUUCAUUGUUCGAUAUGCGUGAUGACCAACCAGACUUUUUUUGUCUGAAAAGGCUGCCGCAAAUUUGACUUCGGUUCAAUCCAGUUCAAUCUGGUCCAAUCCAGUUCAGACCGGAUCUGUCCAGUUCAGUCAUGGUCAGUCUUUAGUUGGAUUCUUUCAUUGUAAUUUAGGUAAGGGUCCUUUACAAUCCGGGGGAAGAGUUGUAAGCGAGAGUUGCUUCGGAGUUGUAAUCACAUUGAAAUCACAGGUCAAUCCCAAAUCAGUCACAAGUCAAUCACAAGUCAAUCGCAAGUCAAUCGCAAAUCAAUCACAAGUCAUUCACAAAGGAUUCCAUGCAGUUCAGUUUUUCUUUAGCAUGAGCAAGUCGCGAACACAAGAAGGAACAGUCCAUACACUCUGACAACGUUAUUCAGACCUUUAAAAAAAUGAAUUUUGGUUGAAUCUAAUAUGCAGUUGUACAUAGCGUUUGUUUCUGAAUGCAUUCAUUUUGUUCCUCCCACAAAUGUGACAUUUCAAGGUUUUGUUUUUUUUAGUUUGUGCGGUAUUGUAUUGUUGUGUGUGUGUAUACGACGGGUGUAAAAAUGCACAAGCCCUUUUGCAAACUAAAGAGUGACAGUGUUUAAAACUAAAGAGUGUUUUCCGGUUCUUUUUCUAAAACGGGGUAAAAUUUUAGAGACUAAGAAAAUGUGGUAAUUUUCUUGUUGUGUAAAAAUAACUUGGGAAACUGGUAAUUAACAGAACUUUUGACCUAAAUCAUUUGACAAUUCAAAACCUGGGGCUGUUUUUGUGAGGACAAAAAGACACAAAUCUGGGCACUUUUUUUUGUGUGGAAGUUUCGGAAUGAAAAGAGAACUGUCGUCUAACACAAAGCAAGAAAUCAUUCUAUUAUGUUGCUCUGUUUGUAAUGUUGAGUGUGGUUUUUAUCAUUGAAAUAAUUAUUUCUUCCGUGAACGAUAAUGCAGUAUGAUUCCUUUGGUUUUCUGAGUUAUGUCGCAAAAAAAGGAGUCCGACAAAGUUUGACUGUACCUAAACGAGAAGUACACACCUGAAACCACCGUGACUGAACUUAAGAUGUACUGAACAAAACAAGUCUUUUGAGAUAAAAACACGACACAAAAAAAAACAAGGACAUUGAGUAAACUUUCUGUUUAACUAUAUCACAUAAUUAAUGCAAGAAGUCGUACAAAACAUUCCACUUUGUCAAUUUCUCAAAAAAGUAUGAGUAGCCUUUUCAGACAGAACUGUUGCUUGUCAAUUUUUUUUGUACAUGGUCUUUGAAUGGAGGGGAGUCAGUUGCUACAAUAGUGCGCUCUGUUUUAAGGGCGCACACAAUUAAAAUUAGGCCAGAUACAAAUUUAAAUUAAGCAGGACAACAUGAAACAAAACAAAGUAAAAGUUGCUGCACAUUACUUAUAUGCACUGAAAGUUUGUAGUACAUGUGUUUACAAAAAAAUACUGAUCUCCAACUAUGGUAACUUAAAAAUACUUUGAUGUGUCUGCAUGUAAAGUGUCCUCCUUGCUUGCCUUAAAAACAAUUCUCUUAUUCCAAUUUUCUAACAAUUUUUGUGUUUUGUACCAAAAGCAGAAUGACAUUUCAGAUUUUUUUUUUUAUAAUCUGGAACAUCUUUUAAAUUAUAUAUAUUUUUUUCAAGUAGCGAUCGAGGAUUCUGUAGUUGAAGAGGGAAAUUUUCACAAAGGAUACACAUUGUAAGUUUCGAGCAGCUUUUCCAUGUCACUCAAGUCCUUGUUUGUGACUAUGUCUAGUAUAAGAAAGUAACUUAACACAUAACAAUUGUACCUUAAAUUUAAACAAUCAUGAUUUUCAAAUCCUCAGAUAUUAUCAGUUAACUGGGUUUUUUUAAAGAAAAAAACACACUCUGUAGUAAUUCCAUACAUGUUUUUUUCCCUCAAGUAAGGUGCAUUAUCCUUAUAUACAGUAUGUCCUGUCUGACUGUUUUUAAAAUAACUACAAACCACCAGGUCUAUUUUGAAAUU
Patiria miniata (bat star) is the source of this 6029-nucleotide messenger RNA. Its product is annotated as 1-phosphatidylinositol 4,5-bisphosphate phosphodiesterase gamma-1-like. Bases 110 to 3898 code for a protein of 1262 amino acids. Gene Ontology annotation, biological process: phospholipid catabolic process; phosphatidylinositol-mediated signaling; positive regulation of epithelial cell migration. Gene Ontology annotation, molecular function: phosphatidylinositol-4,5-bisphosphate phospholipase C activity; protein binding. The record is from RefSeq and is a predicted model, not a curated record. The transcript has 34 exons. NCBI's taxonomy places the organism in Eukaryota, Metazoa, Echinodermata, Asteroidea, Valvatida, Asterinidae.